AUGGCAAAGGGAAGCACAAAACUCGCCGCCUCGGGCAAGGCCAUUGACCCCACUCUCGAUGCCCUUUUCGCAUCCAGUGCCGGUCCCGUUAAAGCUCCCGAGAAGACAAGUCAACCCGAAAAAUCCACACCAAAGGCAAGGGCCGAGCCCCAAUCCUCCGAUUUCGACGAGGAACUUCCAGACGCCGACGAGGGAGACGAUGAGGAGUUGUCCGAGCUUGGUAGUGACGAGGAUGUUGAUCUCGACGAUAUUGCCGAGGACGAGUCGGACGCUGAGGACGUAGAGGAGGAAGCCUCAGAGCCAGCCCCAAAGGUGAAGAAGGAACGGAAGCGCAAGCGCGUAGAGGACGAUAUCGAGGGCAAGUACCUGAGCAAGCUCGCGGAGGCAGAAGUAACGGAGAAGCCGGCCGGAAAACGCAGCAAGACGGAUACCGAGAGCAAAGAAGAUGGCGAAGAGGCGACCUCUGAAACGUCGUCCGACGCCGAAGCGCCCCUCGUCCACGAGUCGCUUGCCGCUGACGCCAAGACCAAGGUGAAGGAUAGCGAGAUGGAGAAGGCGAGCCGUACCGUGUUCCUCUCCAAUGUCGCAUCCGAUGCCAUCGACAGCAAGUCGGCCAAGCGUACCCUCGAGGCCCACCUCGUCAGCGUCCUCGACAAGGACGCCACACCGCCGCAGAAGAUUGAGUCGAUCCGCUUCCGCUCCAUCGCGUUCUCCGGCGGCGCUCUCCCCAAGCGCGCGGCCUAUAUCACAAAGUCCCUCAUGAACGAGACGACAAAGUCGGCCAACGCCUACGUCGUUUUCUCCACACCUGCUGCCGCGCGCAAGGUCUGCGCCGAGCUCAACGGCACCAUCGUCCUCGACCGCCACCUGCGUGUCGACAGCGUCGCUCACCCGGCGCCCACGGAUCACCGCCGCUGCGUUUUCGUCGGAAACCUGGGCUUCAUCGACGACGAGACCAUCCUUACCACCAACGAGGAGGGCGAGACAGUCCAGAAGAAGCGUACCAAGGUCCCCGCCGACAUCGAGGAGGGCCUCUGGAGGACGUUUGGCAAGCACGCCGGCAAGGUCGAGAACGUACGCGUUGUGCGCGACCCCAAGACGAGAGUGGGCAAAGGAUUCGCCUACGUUCAGUUCUACGAUGGAAACCACGUCGAAGCCGCCCUCCUCCUGGAUGGCAAGAAAUACCCUCCCAUGCUCCCCCGCAUCAUGCGCGUAACCCGCGCCAAGGCCCCUCACAAGACGGCCCUGGCCAUGGAGCGCACGAACAAGGCCAGAGCAGCCCAAUCGGGCGGUCCCGGCGCGCCCGGUAACACAAAGUACCGCGCCAAGAUCACCCCCGAGCAGCAGUCCAAGGCCGGCCGCGCGGCGCGCCUGCUGGGCCGCUCCGGCGCCAACCGCGAGCGCCUCGGCGAGAGAGGCGACAGAGGGAAGCCCCGCGCCCCGGGUAACGGCUCCGGCGCCGUCCCUAAGGACGACAUGAAGGCGCCCGAGGACUUCAUCUUCGAGGGCCGUCGCGCCAGCGCCAAAGACGGCAGGCCGAAGGACCUCAAGUUCAACAAGCGGAGCAAGCCCAAGGGCGGUGGCGUCAAGAAGUCGAAGCCUGUCGGCCGUGGCGCCAAGAGAGCGGCGGAGUGGAAGAAGAAGAAAAACUGA
Molecule: messenger RNA, 1653 nt
Organism: Colletotrichum higginsianum IMI 349063
Lineage: Eukaryota; Fungi; Ascomycota; Sordariomycetes; Glomerellales; Glomerellaceae
Product: RNA recognition domain-containing protein
Exons: 4
Coding region: 1-1653 (550 amino acids)
Molecular function (GO): RNA binding
Source: RefSeq, a predicted model, not a curated record